Molecule: messenger RNA, 561 nt
Organism: Lycium ferocissimum
Lineage: Eukaryota; Viridiplantae; Streptophyta; Magnoliopsida; Solanales; Solanaceae
Exons: 4
Coding region: 1-561 (186 amino acids)
Source: RefSeq, a predicted model, not a curated record
AUGAGGACUGUGACGGGUUGGAGAUUUUGCAUGGACUAUCACAAGCUUAACACUGCUACGUGCAAGGAUCACUUCCCUAUGCCUUUUAUUGAUCAGUUGCUUGAUCGGCUAGCGGGGCGGUCUUACUAUUGCUUGCUAGACAGGAUGCCUUUCGGUCUUUGCAAUGCUCCUGCUACCUUUCAACGGUGUAUAAUAUCGAUAUUCUCUGAUAUGGUGAAAGACUUUCUUGAGUGCCACUUCAUGAUGAAGAAAGGGAUCGUUCUCAGGCAUAAAAUCUCUGAAACGGGGAUUGAGGUCGAUCAGGCAAAGAUUGAUGUGAUUUCAAAGCUCCCUCCACCUAUCUCAGCUAAGUUCAAGUUUGAUGAGAAGUACCAAAAUGAAUUCGAUGAAUUGAAGGAGUGUUUCAACACAACUCCUAUUAUUGUUUCUCCUGACUGGUCUCUGCCGUUCGAGUUGAUAUGUGGUAUGAGCGGUUUUGCUAUUGGUGUCGUGCUUGGACAGAGACAUAAUAAAAUCAUGCACCCUAUGUACAAUGCUAGUAAAACAUUGAAUGCGGUUUAG